CUCACACGUGGAUGUGCGUGUGUGCGCGUGUUAGCUGUUUAUCGGCACCCUCUUCAUGCCAGAGUGCAUCAAGAGGACAGAGGGUCCGCACUGAGCGUCCGCACAGACCACACACGCAAAGACUGUAACUUCAGUAUUUAAGUGGACAAAAUGGCUGAAGCUGCAUGGUGGUUUCCUAAUGUCUCUGGUGGAGUUCUGCAGUAGGAUGCUUGUCUGCCCUCCUCAGAUGAUUCCCGCCCUCUGCUUAGUUGUCCUGUCCAGUCUGACAGCCUCAUCCCAGUCAGGUUUGGAGGAGGUGUUCUUCAGUCCGUGGGAUCAGAUGGUCAAAGAAGGAGAGGAGGCCUCCUUCCGCUGCGUGUCUGGUGAAAGCUCAUCUCCUGCCAGCAUCCUUUGGAUCAAAGAUGGCAGCCUGGUCACCACUGGGAGACAAAGCCAGGGAGAAUACGGAGGUGGCCACCAGAAGAAGACGUCGGGAACACUUCAUCUCGUCAAUGUGAGCCUGGAGGACGCUGGCACGUACGUGUGCCAGACCGUCAACCCUUCGCUAAACAUCAGCAGGAAGAGCAGACCGGCCAAGCUCACUGUGCUCGGGGUCCCCCACCGACUGCGUGUGACACGGGGCCCAGACAACGUGACGGUUGCCGUGGGAACCGAGGCCUCCCUGCACUGCCAGGUGGCAGGCUUCCCGGUGCCCGCGGUGCGCUGGUUCAAAGACGACGCCCCCCUGGAGGUCACAACCUCACUUGGCAUGCGGGACAACGGACAGCUGCUCACAUUCAGGAAUGUGAGUAGAGAGGAUGAAGGCUCGUAUCACUGCGAAGCAUCAAACCUUCGAGAGAAAAUGAAGUCGCAGGCAGCUUUCCUCCUUCCUGCUGAGAUGGGGUGGAGCUUCACCCGGCAUCCGUCCAACGUGACGGCGUGGAGAGGCGACAACGUGAGCGUGUCGUGCGGGCCGCCCUUCAGCAGACCUCCCGCCGAGGUUUCCUGGUUCAAGGACAACCGUCUUGUGACGCCCUCGGCCCGUGUGGGUGUGCUCCCUGGCGGAGACCUCCUCAUCCUCAGCGUGGUGGAGGCAGACGCGGGCAGUUACCUGUGCAGGGCGGCCAACGUCCACCUGCAAAGAUUUGUCACGUCCACGAGAGCAACGCUCACUGUGCACGGCUCAUCGUCACGGUGUGAAACCACAACAAAGCCAUCGAUAAGGCUGCCGUCUCUGUCUCCAGAACGCCGGUCCACAAGCGAUCCUCCCAGCCUGCUUUUAGUAACUCAGAUUCAGCCUCCCAUGUUGCCGCCAUCCCCUUACCCCAACUUCCUCCUGGAGCUUGCUCAGCCUCCUGAACCCCAAAUGGACACUCACCCCUCCAGAGAAGCAUCCGCAGACCCGUCUCACACCCAUGCAACAGAAUCAGUCCAGCACGAGAGCUCUCUUCAAAAGCCUCCUCCUGUCCGGACCUGUCAUCCUACUCAGGAACCUUACGGAGUCCGAGGGCUCAAUGUGUCUGGUGGCCAGCAGGAUCAACCGGUGGAGUCAUCUAAGGCCGAAGACGAAGAGCAGAGGAACACUUCGCAGUCGCCCAUGACCAGCAAUGACCCUCGCUCCAGGGUGACUCCGCAGUCCCCAUCAUGGCUGCCCGUCCUGGAGAAACACGACGUGCCCAUUUUGGUGGGCGUGGGUGUGUCUCUGGCCUUCAUCUUCAUCACAGUGGCCUUCUACUCCGUGGUGAAGAAGAACGAGCCGGCGCCCGCCGGACGUGCAGCCCAGAGGAACCUGGGCGUCCCGAUGCGUCUUGCGGAGCGUCACCCAGCAGGACGACCGUACGAAAACCGGGCCUUCGAAGACGACGAGUGUACGGCCGUGAUGCAACACGACGCCAACGGGUCAGACAUCAGAGCUAGACCUCCGGGGCUGAGUCUGGUCAUGGUGCAGAUGGAGCCCACGUGUGAGGACCCCCGCUCGGUCACCGUGGAAAUGUACCCCGAGCCCGUCGUGGACACCAAGAUCGACAACAGUGAUCAGGAGGAGGAGGAGAAGAGCUGUGGUCCUUCCAGUUCUCCCAGUUUUCAGUUGUCACAGGAGGAGUGGCCGGGCAUGGCGACAGAUAACCAGAGCCUAUGCCAGAACACCCUGCCUCCCCUGUCCUCCUCACCUUCACCUUUGCCUUCCCUGCCCGACACUGGCUUGCGGUCAUCGCUCACCCUGCGUGGGGCCGAGGCUCUGGCGGCCCCCGUCCACCAUAGCCUCAGCUUGUCGCACGGAGGCGCCCCUCUGAUGAUCUCGCACCACGUCUCUGUGGGACACGCCACCGUGGCGGUGGACUUUCAUUUUUACCCGGCAGGCACCGCUGCGGCCGAAGGCACGAGUGGUGCCACUUCCACAAUGGAUAACAAGCAGAAGAACGACAAGGCCAGACUCCAUCAGAGCAAAUGAAUACAUAAUAAACCAGGACACUUAAAGCAGGGGUUGUUAAACCGUUCGGGUCCAGGGACGUCUUAGAAGGGAGGAAUUUUUCCAAGGACACCUCAUAAUCCUAAUGGCAAUUAAACAUACACUUCUCACAACACGUUGGGUAUAUUGCAUUGCAUUUGAUCCAUGAAAAUUUCCAAGGACGUCCACUUCUGUGCCUUUCUGUGACUCUUACAGUGCCCCUCUGUCCAAUUGUUCAAUAUUUCAAUACUUUUUUUUUUUUUACAAAGAGCUGAACUGCAAAAUUCACAGUAAAAGGUAUUUAAUCCAUGGAAAAUAUCUAAGGAUGUCUGAUUGUUUCUGUCUUUCUGUGACUCUUCCAGUCUCUCUGUUGCAAAUUACUGAUGACAUUCACCAACACUCUAAGCUCAGUAGCUCCUGAAUCAACUCAUUCAAAUGUUGGGUUUUGUCUUUGUCUUGUGAUUUCUAAAUGUGAAUAGCAAGAUGAAGAGGACUGUUUAGAGAGCAAUUAUAAUUGAACCAAGACAUUAGUUGGUCAAUCAUGGAUCAACCAAAUAUAACACUGAGCUUAGUGUGUCACCAGUGGUUGCAACCAAGAUGGAGAUACUGGGGGAGUCACAGAAAGGCACAGAAAUGGACUCAUCCAUCAUUUUCAUUCAUUUUGCCGUUCACCUCCUUGUUAGAUAUCAGCAAGUUGAACAAAGAGUACUGAAACAUUGAACAGUUGGAUGUUUGAAUUCGAAAGUUUAGAGAAGGUCAAAAUAAGUUCACCUAGGUUGAUUGCAGUGCAUUUUAGGUUCAUCCUCAAAUUUCACCCCAAAGCCAAAUGGGGAGUAGUGUAACUACUAUGUGUACCCGGAAAUACCAUAGGAAUGUCUAAAAUUUAUGUUUACACAUUCAUGUUUUUUGGGUGAAUUUUUUUUUAACGUACAUUCAAAUUCAUCCAUCCAUUUUCUUAACUGCUUAUCCUCACGAGGGUCGCAGGCUGCUGGAGCCUAUCCCAGCUAUCUUCGGGCAGAAGGUGGGGUACACCCUGAACCGGUCGGCAGCCAAUUGCAAGGCACAUAUAAACAAACCACCACUCGCACUCAAAAAUACACCUAUGGGCAAUUUUAGAGUCUUCAAUCAACCUACCACACAGUUUUUGGGGUGUGGGAGGAAACCGGAGUGCCCGGAGAAAACCCACCCAGGCACGGGGAGAACAUGCAAACUCCACACAGGCAGGGCCGGGAUUUCAACCCCGGUCCCCAGAACUGUGAGGCAGAUGUGCUAGCCAGCCGUCCACUGUGCCAGCCAAUCAAAUUCAUAAUUUUUCUAAUUAAAAAAGUAAUCUUCACAAGAAUACAAAUGUUUCUGGGAUAAAAUGUACUCUUACAGGAAUAAGCAGAUGUGUGCGCAUGUGUACCGCUUUCCUACUCCGCAAUAAGUUAAAGUUAUGGUAUCCACUGGUACCCUCUUUUUGUGUUAUGACAAAUAAGUGCAAUUUAUAGCAGAAGUAAAGCACAUAGAAUAUUUUAUUUAUUUUUGUUGUUGUUCUUAUAUGUAAAUUAAAGCCUUAACUUAGGUUUUAUAAGACCUUGGUUGCAUUUUCUGUAACAUCCCAUUUAUAUAAAGCUUCUUCAUUGGAACUGCUGUACAUUAUUUUACCUUGUAUGAUGUUAAUACUGUAUUGAGUUCUUUGAGUUAGUAGUUGAUAUAAAUGAAGACUGAAAUGUGCCGUGUUUCUUGAUUUGUUUAGCAAACCAGCCAAGGACUUAUUGAAUAUCGCAAAUGUUAUAUCAGUGGCAUCGCCACUUGUUUGAGUUCAAUGUCACAUACAAACCUGACUGUUAAUCUUUUUCAAAGACCAAAAGGGGCUACAACCAUGCUUGUGUAAAAUGUGAUG
Phyllopteryx taeniolatus (common seadragon) is the source of this 4310-nucleotide messenger RNA. RefSeq names its product titin. The transcript is spliced from 13 exons. The coding region runs from base 179 to 2428 and encodes 749 amino acids. The record is from RefSeq and is a predicted model, not a curated record. Lineage: Eukaryota; Metazoa; Chordata; Actinopteri; Syngnathiformes; Syngnathidae.